Molecule: messenger RNA, 1045 nt
Organism: Cinclus cinclus
Lineage: Eukaryota; Metazoa; Chordata; Aves; Passeriformes; Cinclidae
Gene: REX1BD
Product: required for excision 1-B domain containing
Exons: 6
Coding region: 1-705 (234 amino acids)
Source: RefSeq, a predicted model, not a curated record
AUGGGACGGGACGGGAACGGGAACGGCAACGGCAACGGCCCCCGAGGAACGGGAGGGGUGUCCCGGGACCGAGCGCGCCUGGUCACGGGGGGGUCCCGGUGCCCGUCUGUGUUGUGCACCGGGGGGAUCCCGGUGCCGGUCCUUGGACACGUGGCCGGGGGGCUCCCGGCCUGGGGGGGUCCCGGUGCCGGUGCCAGGCUCGGCUCAACCCGUUACCGGGUCACCGGUGCCACCGCGUCCCCUUGUGUCCCGCAGACGGGGGAGGCCGUGCGGGAGCUGCUGCAGCGGCUGCGGGCCCUGCAGAGCGAACGGGUCGAGACGUACAGGCUCUUCGAGGAGGGACACCGGGCGUACCUGAGCAGUGCCCCCCACUAUGACUUCCCCCGGUACCGGCAGCUGGUGCACGAGGUCACCGUGGCCUUCAGCGGCAUCUCCCAGGAGGUGCUGGACAUCGCCGGGCGCCUGCGGGACGAGCUCGGCCGCGCCGACCUGGCUCAGCACCUGGCCCGGCUCCAGGAGCGGGAGCAGGAGAAGCUGCAGCUGACGGCACAGCUGCAGCUGGCCCGGCAGCAGGCACAGGACCAGCCCGAGGUGGACGCCCAUCAGCAGGAGGAGCAGGAGCUCAAGCACAAGCUAAUUAAAACCAUUGAGGCAAUCAGCGAAAUUCUCCAGGACCUUAAGUACGAUUCGGAAGAAGUUGAGUGAUGGGUGUCCCCGUGGGAACGGCUGGAGGGGCCGGGCUGGUGAAACGGGGGCCCCGCUCAUCCCCCACCCGCUCCUGGUGCACCUUGGCAAGGUGGGCAUUAUCCUCUGGGCCCCUUUUCUGGAGCACAGGCUGGAAGGGGUGGGGAAGCCCCCUCUGGGACAAGUGAGGUCCCCCUAAAUCCUGAGUAUCCCUCAGCAGAGGGGUCUGGCAUGGGGCUGGUUCCCCUCCCUUUGGCUGUGCCAAAGGCAAACCACACCCUGCAGUGCCAAGGGGCUGCCAUGCUUUGGCCCCUAUCGAGGUGGGCACUGUCCCUGCUGCCAACUGGAGUUCCAUGGGAGC